Molecule: messenger RNA, 2775 nt
Organism: Drosophila kikkawai
Lineage: Eukaryota; Metazoa; Arthropoda; Insecta; Diptera; Drosophilidae
Product: L-asparaginase
Biological process (GO): amino acid metabolic process
Molecular function (GO): protein binding; asparaginase activity
Source: RefSeq, a predicted model, not a curated record
GGCAGUGAAACGUUAGUCUAUAUAUAGAAAAAGGGAAGAAAAACAGAUGCUAAAACGCCUUUAUUGUUGUCCGAAAUCAAGUGAAUUUGUGUGGCCACUGCGAGAGAGAAACCAGUAACGGUCUAUCGAUAGUCAAGGGCCCAGCUGAUGCGUGUUGAUUUAUAACUGUAAAUAUUCGUAUCAGGAGGAGAGGAAUUACCCCUGGCACUUGAAUUUCGUUAGAUUAGUCAUGUACGUCGUGGGCCAAAGUCUUGCGCCGUGGUUAUCUCUCUGCUGCUUUAAGUGAUUGCGCCGCAGUGAUUGGAUCCAUUUCCUCCUCCUCGUUAGAAAACCACGCGCUCCCCCGCAAACCUUUUUCUAAUUGCCCAACGAUAACGAGUUGCACAAAUAAACACACAAACAACCAACAGGCAGGGCACGGGUUAAUGGAUUUUCUGUUUACGCCCGGGGAUUCGGAUCGAGAGUGAUAAGCUAAGCCAGCAGGGAAUCUCAGUGAAAGGCCAGUCAUGUCCACAAACGGAUCAGCAGCAGGAGCAGCAAAGCCCAUCGACAUUAGCGUUCGGCUGCCGCCCCAUGAGCGCCUCGCCUCGCUGGACAAGAGCAUGCCACCGGCAUCGCCCACGCUGCCCAGUCCCACCAUUCGGCGGAACAAGAGCGAUGGCAAGCUGAUGGCCCAGGAUGUGAAGGAGGCGCGAGUGAAGGUCAUCUACACGGGCGGCACCAUUGGCAUGGUGCGAAACGAUCGGAAUGUGCUUGCACCCAUACCCAACGCCCUAGUCCGCAGCAUUCGCAGCUAUCCAAACAUCCAUGACGAGGCCUACGCGCUGCGUCGCUUUGGAGCUUCGGCCUCGAUGGCUCCUUUGGUUCUGCCCUUUGUCCAGGGCCUGGACCGUAGGAUUCUCUACCAGAUCACAGAAUACACGCCGCUGCUGGACAGCAGCAAUAUGACGAUGAAUGACUGGGCGCGCAUAGCCAGCGAUAUACAGCAAUCGUACGAGUUCUUCGAUGGAUUCGUGGUGCUCCAUGGCACCGAUACGCUGUCCUAUACCGCCUCGGCCCUGUCUUUCAUGCUGGAGAAUCUCGGCAAGACGGUGAUCAUCACGGGCUCCCAGAUACCGAUCUUUGAGACGCGCACCGAUGGCAAGGACAACUUCACCUCGGCGCUGAUCAUAGCCGGCAACUAUGUGAUACCCGAGGUGUGCAUCUUCUUUGGCCACAAACUGAUGCGCGGCAAUCGGACGGUGAAGGUCAGCUCGAAUGCCCUGGACGCCUUCGAUUCGCCGAAUGUGCCGCCGCUGGCCACGAUCGGCAUCGAUGUGAAUGUGGACUACCGCAUGAUCUUCCGGCCGUGCAGCAUCGAGCGGUUUUGCGUUCACCUGAAGCUGGACGAGAAUGUGGGUCUGUUGCGCAUCUUCCCCAGCAUUUCGCUGGCCACCUUCCGAGCCUUCCUGGCGCCGCCGCUCAAGGGUGUCGUCCUGCAGUCCUUUGGCUCCGGCAAUAUCCCAUCGAACCGCAAGGAUCUGAUUGAUGAACUGCGGGCAGCCGACGAGCGUGGAGUCAUCAUCAUCAAUUGUACCCAAUGCCCCAAUGGCUCGGUGGCGGAAAUCUACGACACGGGCAAGGUCCUGUGCGAUGUGGGCGUGAUUCCCGGCUACGAUAUGACCCCGGAGGCGGCGCUAUCCAAGCUGGCCUAUGUCAUUGGCAAGGAGGAGUGGCCGCUGGAGGUCAAGAAGCAGAUGAUGCAAUCGAAUCUACGAGGCGAACUGACCGCCGUGACGGCUCCCAAGAUGGAGGACUAUGAUCUGGUGGACGCUGUGGCCCGUUCCCUGCAUUUGUCCUCGCCCCAGGAGCUGGACCAGCUGGGUGCCACCCUCUUUCCGGCCAUGGUCAAUGCCGCCGUCGAAGAGGGCGACCUAAAGAAGAUCAACAACCUGAAGGCCUAUGGUGCCGAUCUGUCCGGGACGAAUCAUGACCAGCGGACGGCUUUGCAUCUGGCCUGCCAGUUGGGCAGCGUGGAGAUUGUCAAGUAUCUGCUGCACAACGGCGUCUCGGUGCAUGCCCGCGAUCGCUACGAUCGGACACCGCUCCUGGAGGCGGUGUCCACCGAUAGCCACGAGAUCAUCCAGCUGCUGAUCAACUGUGGCGCCCAUUUGACCGGCUCUUCGCGUGCCGUCGGCGAGCAGCUGUGCGCGGCAGCGGCUCGGGGUUCGCUGGUCCGCCUGAAGUCGUAUCAAUAUGCUGGCGCCGAUCUUGCCCAGGCGGAUCCCUCGGGACGGACGGUGUUGCAUGUGGCGGCCCUGCAUGGCCAUCCGGAGGUGGUGGAGUAUGUCCUGCCGUAUUUCGAGAAUCCCCAAGAGAAGGACAUGCUGGGGCUGAGUGCCUGGGAUUAUGCGGAGCGAGGUGGUGGUCAUCCGGCGGUCAUGGAGCUGCUCAAAAGCAGGGAAUAAUGUUUACUUUGAAUUGGAAAGUCUCCUGUUUUGUAAAGAUUCUUUUUUUAAAGGUUGUUACUUAUGUUUUGAGCAUCUAGUCUGAAGGUUCCUCAACUUGUUAUAUGUAUACUCCUCCGUACUGUAUUGUGUAUUAAUCUUUAAAAGUAGCUUAAAUGUGUUUAAUUGUUUAAUUAACUCAGGCCCAUGUUGAUUUUUGUGUUGAUAUUCAAGUUACAGAUGAAGCAUUUGUAUUUCUCAUAUGAAAUAAUACAUAAACUUGUAUUUUGAAACAGGUGACCUUUGCCUAAACUUAAAAAUAAAGGAAACAACGAAUAAAUACCUUAAA